AUGCUAUGUAAUUUUUCUAAGACAAUUAUUAAAGGAAUUUUCUCUCAUUCGUUUCAGAGUGAAACAACCAUAUCUCAAAGGAUUUGGAUCAUACAGUACUCGAUCGGACAGAUUUCACAAUUGUUUUUGUAUUGCUGGCAUAGCAAUGAAUUUGCUGCGAAGACCAGAGACCUAGAUAGAGGCGUUUACGAAAGCGAUUGGACGAAAGGAGAUGUAUUUCUUCGACGCCAAAUUCUGUUAUUAGCCGGGAAAUUGUCACAAACGUUAAUUUUGAACGCAGGUCCAUAUGCGUCAUUGUCCAUUCCUACGUUUAUAACUAUUAUGAAAGGAACGUACAGUUUCUACACAUUGUUCUCGCAAAUGCAAGACAGCGAGUAGUUUGAAGAACUUAAGCUAAUCUUUUAAAAUAAAAUAUAAAAUUUAAAGCACUAUGAAUUAACAAAAAUAUAAAAACCUUAGUUUCUUAUGGUCACAUUAAAU
Bombyx mandarina (wild silkworm) is the source of this 480-nucleotide messenger RNA. It is a transcript of the gene Or-53, whose product is annotated as olfactory receptor 53. Gene Ontology annotation, cellular component: plasma membrane. NCBI's taxonomy places the organism in Eukaryota, Metazoa, Arthropoda, Insecta, Lepidoptera, Bombycidae. Gene Ontology annotation, biological process: detection of chemical stimulus involved in sensory perception of smell; sensory perception of smell. Gene Ontology annotation, molecular function: olfactory receptor activity; odorant binding. The record is from RefSeq and is a predicted model, not a curated record.